CGCAGCAAAGGCCGAGUCAGCAAUUCAGCACCACCCUUCUCAUCUUCAUCUUCUUCCUCUGCCCUGCGCCGGCAGGCAGCAGAUGGUGGAGGCUAUAAAAAGGGAGGCAGAGUAUCCUCUCAUCACCACACCACAGCUGAUCUCAGUCCACAGCACAGCAGAGAAGCAUUCUUCCAUUCUACUCAACGCAAAGUCCCUCCCUCCGAUCAGAUCGAGCGCUAGCCUCGCCGCAACAUCCAUCCCAUCCAUGGCCCCCUCCCAAGAAGUCGCGCCCCCUGCCGCCGCCAUCACCAAGGACCCAUCCACCAACGGCAACGGCAACGGCAACGGCAACGGCACAGCCGCACCCGCCCCCAAGACCAAGACGCCGGCGCUGAACGAGCGGAUCCUCUCCUCCAUCACCCGCCGCUCCGUCGCCGCCCACCCGUGGCACGACCUGGAGAUCGGCCCCGACGCGCCCACAAUCUUCAACUGCGUGAUCGAGAUCCCCAAGGGGAGCAAGGUCAAGUACGAGCUGGACAAGAAGACGGGGCUCAUCAAGGUGGACCGCGUGCUCUACUCCUCCGUCGUCUACCCGCACAACUACGGCUUCAUCCCGCGCACCCUCUGCGACGACUCCGACCCCAUCGACGUCCUCGUCAUCAUGCAGGAGCCCGUCGUCCCGGGGUGCUUCCUCCGCGCCAAGGCCAUCGGACUCAUGCCCAUGAUCGACCAGGGCGAGGCCGACGACAAGAUCAUCGCCGUCUGCGCCGACGACCCCGAGUACCGCCACUUCAACGACAUCAAGGAGCUCCCGCCCCACCGCCUCGCCGAGAUCAGGCGCUUCUUCGAGGACUACAAGAAGAACGAGAACAAGGAGGUGGCCGUCAACGACUUCCUGCCGUCAGAGGACGCCUACGAGGCCAUCCAGCACUCCAUGGAUCUCUAUGCCACCUACAUUUGCGAGGGCCUGAGAAGGUAGAUAAUAGACCCGGUGAUGCCAUGCCGCUUGCUGGAGGAUGUUGAUGAAAAAUUAUUCGUGUCGAAACGUUACAUACAUUCUUGUUUUGUGUUACCUACCUGCAUACACAAAUACACAUACUAGUAUAUGAUAUGAUCGCCCAAAGCCUUGCAUUAAGGCAGUAGCAGCCAGAUAAGCAGGGCAUUCUUUUCCCAACUACCUUAUGUAAUACAAUUUCCUGGCUGAAUGAAUAUGAGAUGUUGGUAUACUUUUCCCCA
Molecule: messenger RNA, 1218 nt
Organism: Triticum aestivum (bread wheat)
Lineage: Eukaryota; Viridiplantae; Streptophyta; Magnoliopsida; Poales; Poaceae
Product: soluble inorganic pyrophosphatase 4
Exons: 4
Coding region: 83-961 (292 amino acids)
Biological process (GO): phosphate-containing compound metabolic process
Cellular component (GO): cytoplasm
Molecular function (GO): magnesium ion binding; inorganic diphosphate phosphatase activity
Source: RefSeq, a predicted model, not a curated record